Saccharomyces mikatae IFO 1815 is the source of this 1881-nucleotide messenger RNA. It is a transcript of the gene CDC23, whose product is annotated as anaphase promoting complex subunit CDC23. The transcript has a single exon. Gene Ontology annotation, cellular component: anaphase-promoting complex. Gene Ontology annotation, biological process: cell division. The record is from RefSeq and is a predicted model, not a curated record. Gene Ontology annotation, molecular function: protein binding. NCBI's taxonomy places the organism in Eukaryota, Fungi, Ascomycota, Saccharomycetes, Saccharomycetales, Saccharomycetaceae. Bases 1 to 1881 code for a protein of 626 amino acids.
AUGAGUGACGAAAAUCAGGAUAAAAUAAUACAAGAUAUACGUAUUCAACUACGAAAGGCUGCCACAGAAUUAUCACGAUGGAAGUUAUAUGGCUCCUCGAAGUGGGCAGCUGAAGCACUCGCGGGCCUUGCUGAGACUGUUGAUACUGAACAAGCACAGUCUUUGGCUGAUGAAUCCCCAUUAAGGAAUAAGCAAGGUGUACCGAAGCAAAUAUUUGAAAUACCACAAAAUGGGUUUGGACUAACAGAGUCUGAGUAUGACCUAUACCUCCUUGGUUCUACAUUGUUUGAUGCUAAAGAGUUUGACCGAUGUGUUUUUUUCCUGAAAGAUGUUACUAAUCCGUAUCUUAAGUUUUUGAAAUUAUACAGUAAAUUUCUGUCAUGGGAUAAGAAAAGCCAGGAAAGUAUGGAGAAUAUCUUGACUACAGGGAAGUUUACUGACGGAACAUACAGAGCUGGUAAAGAUGGAGAUGGUAAUGGGAAUGAGGAUGUGAGCCAAAGUGGACAAGAACGCACCAAUUUGAGAAUGGUUAGCAAUGAACAUGAGUCGCACUCGAACAUAUCAUCUAUUUUGAAGGAAAUUAAUAUGUUCCUAGAGUUAUAUGAAGUCAAAAUAGAUGAUGCUGAAGCCGAUUUAGGGCUCGCUCUAUUAUAUUAUUUGCGAGGAAUCAUCUUAAAACAGGAAAAAAACAUAUCUAAAGCAAUGUCAUCAUUACUAAAAUCCCUUAGUUGCUAUUCUUUUAAUUGGUCGUGCUGGUUAGAAUUGAUGGACUGUUUACAGAAGGUCGACGACGCAUUGCUUUUAAAUAACUAUCUAUAUCAAAAUUUCCAAUUCAAAUUUUCUGAUAAUCUUGGUAGUCAGCGAACGAUAGAAUUUAAUAUAAUGAUCAAGUUUUUCAAACUGAAAGUAUUUGAGGAACUAAAUGGCCAGUUAGAAGAUUACUACGAAGAUUUAGAGUUUUUACUUCAAGUCUUCCCCAAUUUCACUUUUCUGAAGGCCUAUAAUGCCACUAUUAGUUACAAUAAUCUGGAUUAUGUUACUGCAGAAAGCCGAUUCGAUGAUAUUGUUAAGCAAGAUCCUUACCGUCUCAACGAUAUGGAAACGUACUCCAAUAUUCUAUAUGUCAUGCAGAAGAAUUCAAAAUUAGCCUAUCUGGCGCAGUUCGUUUCUCAAAUAGAUAGGUUUAGGCCAGAAACAUGCUGUAUCAUAGCCAACUAUUACAGUGCCCGGCAGGAACACGAAAAAUCUAUCAUGUACUUCCGUCGAGCACUAACAUUAGACAAGAAAACCACAAACGCAUGGACAUUAAUGGGUCACGAAUUUGUGGAAUUAAGUAAUUCCCAUGCUGCGAUCGAAUGCUAUCGUCGCGCAGUUGAUAUAUGUCCUAGGGAUUUCAAAGCAUGGUUUGGGUUAGGUCAAGCUUAUGCCCUUCUAGACAUGCACCUAUAUUCUCUUUACUAUUUCCAGAAAGCAUGCACUUUAAAACCUUGGGAUCGUCGGAUUUGGCAAGUAUUGGGAGAAUGUUAUAGUAAAACCGGGAAUAAGCUAGAAGCUAUAAAAUGCUACAAGAGAUCUAUAAAGGCUUCACAAACAGUCGAUCAAAAUACUUCAAUAUACUAUCGGUUGGCACAGCUAUAUGAAGAACUUGAAGACUUGGAAGAGUGUAAAAAAUUUAUGGCGAAAUGUGUGGAUGUGGAGGAACUUCUAGAAGGUAUAGUAACAGAUGAAACCGUCAAGGCAAGGCUUUGGCUUGCUGUGUUUGAGAUUAAAGCCGGAAACUACCAAUUGGCUUACGACUACGCCAUGGGGGUAUCUAAUGGAACGUCUCAAGAGAUUGAAGAAGCCCGUAUGCUUGCUCGAGAGUGCAGAAGGCAUAUGUAG